GGAUAAAUUCCAGCGGUACAUCCAAUAACAAGGAAGUAUAGACUAGUUGAUAUGAAAUUAGGUCAUUGACAAGCAGUGCAUUAUCACCAGCACCAUGAGCUGUAACAUGUUUGAUGAAGAUAAGAAAUCUGAAGAAGGAAAUCAUUUGCAUGGAAGCUGUUGGUCAAAAGAAUCCUGCCAGCUGGACAGAAGGAAUUCGUUAGCGGAAACUGAGAAAGUGGAACACACUCUAGUGGCAGGCAGUGAUAGUUUACACAGACAUAAUACAUCCCACUGUGAAAGUAUUUAUGAGUGUGAUGAUUCUUAUCAUGAUGGUCACCCGUAUCUGUUUAGUGAAAUACACGAUGACAGUAGUCAAUCAUAUGAAAUUGAAGAGCUGUGCAGAAGUGAUAAUUCUGUAAGCAGAGAGUCUCAUGUGAGAAGAAAACAAGAUGGAUGUAGUGAAUGUAAAGAGAACUAUGAGAACAGCCAACCAGCAGUACAUAACACUGAAGAACUUAAUAAUUGUGAGACUGGCAAUUGUCUGUCAGAAUCAAAUCAUACUAUAGGAGACGAUUCCUGUGAAUGUAAUGAAUCUUGUGCAGAUAGUCAAAUUGAUGAUGACAAUCAGUCCUACAGGAGUACAUACACAACGGACCUUUCAGAGGAUGAAUCACUGUACUAUAACAGUGAGGCUGAAAAUGAUGAUGGCGAUGAUGAUGACGAUGAUGAUGAUGAUGAGGAGGAGGAAGCAGAUGACAGCACACGUCCUUUGUACAUUAUUGAAUGUAACUCUGAAGAGUUUCUAGAAACUCGUCCUUCUACAGGCUUUGCAACAAUAAUAAGGGCCUUCAGUGUUUGGGCAGAAAUGGAGCAAUUUGAGAAGCCACCGCCACCAGCAGCAAAAGAAGUGAUACAGAGUCUGGAAAAUUUGUCGAUAACAGAAAAAGGCAAGUAA
Molecule: messenger RNA, 937 nt
Organism: Schistocerca americana (American grasshopper)
Lineage: Eukaryota; Metazoa; Arthropoda; Insecta; Orthoptera; Acrididae
Product: transcription elongation factor SPT5-like
Exons: 2
Coding region: 95-937 (280 amino acids)
Source: RefSeq, a predicted model, not a curated record